This is a messenger RNA of Pterocles gutturalis (yellow-throated sandgrouse), 1905 nucleotides long. RefSeq names its product neurofilament heavy polypeptide-like. The record is from RefSeq and is a predicted model, not a curated record. Lineage: Eukaryota; Metazoa; Chordata; Aves; Pterocliformes; Pteroclidae. Gene Ontology annotation, biological process: axon development. Gene Ontology annotation, molecular function: structural constituent of postsynaptic intermediate filament cytoskeleton. Gene Ontology annotation, cellular component: axon; neurofilament.
GACAAGCUCUCGGAGGUGGCCAAGGUGAACACGGACGCCAUCCGCCUGGCCCAGGAGGAGAUCUCCGAGUACCGCCGCCAGCUCCAGUCCAAGACCACAGAGCUGGAAGCUCUCAAAGGAACCCAGGAGUCACUGGAGAGGCAGAGGCAGGACUCAGAGGAGCGCCAUCAUGCCGAUGUCCUGUCCUACCAGGAAACCAUCCAGCAGCUUGACAGUGAGCUGAGGAACACCAAGUGGGAGAUGGCAGCUCAGCUCCGCGAGUACCAGGAUCUGCUCAACGUCAAAAUGGCCUUGGACAUCGAAAUUGCUGCCUACAGAAAGCUCCUGGAAGGGGAGGAAUAUCGGAUUGAGUCUGGCUUUGGGAUGAUCUCCUUCCCUGAGGUGGUCCCCAAAGCUCCCAGCAUCGCCACCAACAUCAAGGUGAAAAGCGAGGAGAAGAUCAAGGUGGUGGAAAAAUCAGAGAAGGAGACAGUGAUUGUGGAGGAGCAGACAGAGGAAAUCCAGGUGACUGAGGAAGUUACGGAGGAGGAGGAGGCUGAGAAAGAGGCUGAAGAGGAGAAAGCUGAAGAAGAGGAGGAAGGAGAAGAGGAGAAAGCUGAAGCAGAGGGUGAAGAAGAGGAGGCCAAGUCUCCUGCAAAAGAGGAGGCCAAGUCCCCAGAGAAACCUGAGUCCCCCUCAAAGGAGGAGGCCAAGAGCCCAGCUGUCAAGUCCCCAGAAAAGCCACCAAGCCCCUCAAAGGAGGAGGCCAAGACUCCAUCUGUAAAGUCACCAGAGAAGCCUGCAACCCCCUCCAAAGAAGAGGCCAAGAGCCCUGCCGUGAAGGCUCCAGAGAAACCCCCAAGAACCUCAAAAGAAAAACCCCCAACACCCUCAAAAGAAGAGGCCAAGAGCCCUGCCGUAAAGUCUCCAGAGAAACCCCCAACACCCUCAAAAGAGGAGGCCAAGAGCCCUGCUAUCAAAUCCCCAGAAAAACCCCCGACCCCCUCAAAGGAGGAGGCCAAGACCCCAGCAGUGAAGUCCCCAGAGAAACCCCCAACCCCCUCAAAAGAGGAGGCCAAGAGCCCCGCUGCCAAGUCACCAGAGAAGCCUUCAACCCCCUUGAAAGAGGAGGCCAAGACACCAGCUGUGAAGUCCCCAGAGAAACCUGCACCUCCCUCAAAAGAUGAGCUCAAACCUCCAUCUGUCAAAUCCCCAGAGAAACACCCAACCCCCUCUAAAGAGGGGGCCAAGACCCCAGUGGUGAAGUCCCCUGAGAAACCCCCAACCCCUUCAAAGGAGGAGGCCAAAACUCCAACUGUGAAGUCCCCAGAAAAACCCCCAACCCCUUCAAAGGAGGAGGCCAAGCCCCCAGCUGUGAAGUCCCCCGAGAAAGUCAAAUCUCCUGCGAAGGAGGAGGCCAAGUCCCCACAGAAGGAAGCGGCCCCAGCCAAGGAGCCCACCCCUCCAAAGGAGCUGAAAGCCCCUGCGAAGGAAGAGCCGCCCCAGAAGGAGAAGGCUCCAUCCAAGCCUGGAGCCGAGGAGGGCAAGAAGGAGGAAGCCCCCAAGAAGGAUGUCCCAGCCAAGGUGGAGGAGAAGCCCAAAGAGAAGGCGGCUGCUGUCCCAGAGCCUCCGGCCCCACAGGUGAAGGAGACCGCGAAGCCCAAACCCACAGAAGAAGGAAAAGCUGAGAAGGAGGCGCCACCAAAACCUCAGCAGGAGGUUGGCAAGGCGGCUGCGAAAGAGGCUGAGAAGCCAAAGGCUGAGGAGAAGGUGGAGGAACCCAAAAAGGAGAAGGUGGAGGAGCCCAAAGCUAAAGCCAAACCCAAAGAUGAGCCCAAAGCCAGUAAGGAGCCCCCCAAGGCUGAGCCCCCCUCCAGCAAGGAGGGCAAAGCCCCAGAGCCGGCACCCACCACGGGGAAGAAGUGA